AGCGAAGGUUCAAACAACAUUCUAGGGACACUGGCGUGAUGCUUCUUCGAUUGCUCUUGUAAUUAAAAAUAGGAAUAUCCUAUCACCCAUCCUCUGUGAUUCUCUGUGCUUGGUUCCGACAGAAGGGAGGAGAUAUUCGGGUAAAAUAGGUGAAAAUUCCAUGCUGUUUUUGUAGGGAAGAAAAGAUUCAGAAAUUUAUCGAGUAUGCCUCCAAAAUCGAAAGACACCGAAGUCCUGUGGUCAGAUAUAACCGGUCGCAUAUUGAUCAACGCGAUUACUCAUCCUAUCGAGUACGCAAAGGUUUUGAUACAGAUUGGAUACGAGCCUAUUCCACCAAAACCAACUGUAACAUUGUUUGGAAGGCCAGCAUUAAAAUUACCCAACGCCUUUACCUACAUUAAAUAUAUAAAGAGCAUAGAUGGGCUCACAGGCUGCUACAGAGGUCUGGUGCCAAAAGUGUGUUCCUAUACAGUUAGCACAAUAGCGUGUGAUAAAACUUUAGAGUAUCUACAACUGAAUUCAGUACAGAAUGAAGAUGAAGAUGAGGAUAAUGAAGUCGUAAGACGCAAGAAAUGUAUACGUGAGAUAAUAAGAGAUGUAAUCAGUAGAACUGUCGCGAUUGUAGUCAGUCAUCCUCUGGAAGUCAUUUCAUUAAGAAUGAUGGCUCAAUUUGUGGGUGGAGAAACAAAAUAUAGUAGUCUAUUUGGCUCGUUCCUGGAGAUCUACAGAGAGAAUGGAAUCCUGGGAUAUUAUGCAGGAUUGAUACCUCGUGUUAUAGGAAGUGCCGCUGCUAUAAUUCUAGCUGGUGUCUCCACAUAUGCCAUAAAUAAUUAUGUCAUACAGGAACCGACAAUGAAGCCAUACACUGCAUCAACCAUGACAUUCUUGGCUACUACUGUGAUGUAUCCAUUCCUGGUGGUGUCGCACUGUAUGGCAGUAAAUAACUGCGGGUUGGUGGCUGGUCUACCACCACACAUGCCAAUCUACAAGAAUUGGCUGCAUUGCUGGCAUCAUUUAUCAGUUCACAACCAACUGAAGAGAGGCAGCAGUUUAUUAUGGCGUUAUUACACUGGACCACAAAUGGUUUUAAACGGCAAAGUGAUACCGAUUCUAGGCGAUAAUUUUUAUCAGCCCAGUCCUUAAUGAGUCUCAUCAAGUAAGCCCAGAUGAGUCUAUGAACCAAAUGAGCCUGUUAUAAGCCAAAUGAAUCGACCGAUAUGUCAUAUCCAUUUGACAUUUUAUUUGUACAGUAUAUACUUUAUAGCGCCAUGUAGAAAAAGAAAAAAAAGAGACAAAGUUUGCUAGCAACGAAUUUCUAUACCGAAGUCAUACAAAAAUUCCAUGCAAUAAGUUCUUAUUACCAGAUCGUCAUCAAUAAGAGAGAAUAUAAAAAUUAAUUUUUCAAUAAAAUAUUGGGAUCUAAUUAGAAACUCUACAUCGAUCUAAAAAAUAAAUUAAUCUUUAUAAAUUUGGUAAAUUAUAUUAAUCAAUUUCUGUGAUAGUACUUUUCAGUAUUAUUUCUUAAAUUAUGUUCAAAAAAAGAAGAUAAAUCAAUUAUAAUCAAUUGAGAUAAUUACAAUAAAACAUGUGUAAUGCUAAAAAUUGUUAAAAUACAUGUAUAUAUCAUUGUAAUAUUCUUUUAAUAAGAAAAUCAAGGAAAAUUUAUAAUUUAUUUAUAACAACUUUAAAGUUAAUGAACGUCAUAUUUAAUCAUUUUAUAACAACUAUUAAUCUGAUUUUUGAAACGAUGAUGUCACAUUAAUUCUAUUAUUACAAUCGCUCUCAUUGAUCUUUUUUAUUUUGAUCAAAUCACUUUGCGCAAUACAUAUAGAUAAGAAUAAACCAAUUUGAAACAAAAAUACUCUUUAAUUAUAUAAUAAAAAAAGAUACUGAAAAAAAAGCAAGAUGUAUUUUGUUAUGUUGACAAUUAGACUUUAUUUCGACAAUUAAUCGACUUACAGUGCGAUCCGCGUUGAUAAUCGAUAAGAUUUCAAUGAGCAUUGCAUUCAUCGGAUUACAAACAUCUUUCUAUACAUACUAUGUCCUACAAACAAAAAAGAGAGAAGAGUAACGUGCGAGGACUUAUAAAUUCUCGCGUCUCCCAUCAUUAACACACGUAUAAAAAAAAAUAUCUCGCUAAUAGUCUUAAGGAUGUUUGUACACAAUUGUUCUUCCUCAGCCAUUUAUGUUUAAACUCGCCUGCACUAGGAUGAUUAGCUGAAUGUGAAUAAUGAACAGAGAAUAUAUACAGCGCAAAUCCCAUGAUUCUGUCAAUCAUGUAUCAAUAUUUGAAAUUUGACAAAUGAUCAUUUGGCAAUAUUAUUUUCAUUAAAAUUCUCAACAUUAUACAUCUUUAUUAAAGUUUUGAAAAUAUCUUUCAAUUAUGAAAUAAAUAUAUGUGAAUUUUUUUAUACACACAUAUACAAACGAAAUUUAAUUGAGAUUAACUUUACGCUGUAAUUUUCACGCCAAGACAAAGUCAAAUCCAAAAUUGGCGAAAAAGAACUGUUGUUAAAAGAAAGCAAAGAAUAGUUUUAGGACACACUUUAUUCGUAAUUAAUACGUGUUUUUUUUUUCAAUUAUUUUUCUGUUUAAAUCUUCUGAAGCGAGGACACUUUCCAAAGUACUCUUAGACUUGAAUAAAAUAUAUUACAAUGUUCGUACUCUUGAUCCAAUAAUGAAGCAAUUUUAUUCUUCUCGCAUCUCCAUUAAAUUACUUUAUUGUAUUUAUAUAUUUAUGGAAUUUUUCAUUUCAUGGGCGGAUAAAUGCAGUAAUGAUUAGUCAUUGCUUCGAUACAGAGAAUCGCCCCUCUUAAAAACUAAAUAUAUUAUACUUUAACCACGCGGAACAGAAUAAUCGUUGCACAUAACAGGGAUUAUCACGUCGAUUUGAAACGUACUAAACAUCAGAGUUAUCGAUCAGUUUAUAUGUACAAUUCUACUAGGUAAAGUAUCGUGUUUCAAGAACACGAAUUGUCGGGCUUUGACAAUGAAAUUUAUAACUACGGUAGGGCAUUAUCAGCAUUAUUGUAACAGCUACUAGUGUGUAAUCAAUGUACAACAGGAAUCCCCUAUACGCUCUUAUAUAAAAUCUCUUAUUUGAUAUACUUUGUGUUAAAGUUACCUUUCUGGUAGCUAUAUCGAGUUUGAUUUCUUUUUCUUUUCAAGCGGAUUAUGCGAAUGCAUUGCAACACCAAUCAACGCUCUGCGUCUAUUCUAUUUAACAUUCUAUUCUAUUUAACAUUCUCGCUAUUUUUGUAUCAAUCAUCGUAAUGGUAUUUUAUUGUAUCUUGACAAAAUUGCAUUAAAAUAAUGUACAAUGGAAGAAACAAAUUAUAUGCGGCUAGAUCUAUCGUACAAUAUUUUGUUAUUGAAAAAUAUUCCAUUGAAUAUAAUUAAACAAAAGGAAAGAAAAAAAAGAGGCCAUCGUUAUUUCGGUUCGCAUUAGAAAUAAACGA
Messenger RNA from Cataglyphis hispanica, 3458 nucleotides. RefSeq names its product mitochondrial carrier homolog 2-like. NCBI's taxonomy places the organism in Eukaryota, Metazoa, Arthropoda, Insecta, Hymenoptera, Formicidae. The record is from RefSeq and is a predicted model, not a curated record. Bases 205 to 1143 code for a protein of 312 amino acids. The transcript has 8 exons.